UAUGGCGGUCGCAGUGUGGAGACGCGUGUGCAUGCAUGUGAAAAGCAGUUUCGUUUAGGUUUGCAGAAGGGAAUGGAGGAUUUUCCUCUUUUCUUAAGAGAAGGCCUAAUGAUGUUUCAGUAGAAGGAUGAAAAGUGCCCUAAAAGCGUCGGUAGCCUUGCAAUUUAUCACUUUAAUGGCAGAGAUAAUUUCACUGGACGGGAAUGGGAAAUCGAAGGAUGAAAAACCCAGUGGUUUGUCUGCUCGGAGUAGCUCGUGUUCACUUGUAAUAGUAAGUACGUUGGAUGGGAAGUUAAGUGCGUUGGAUACAAGAGAUAAUGGCAAGUUACUGUGGAGUUUACCAGCUUUCCACGGACCUCUGUUGUCAUCCAGCCUCAGUUCAGUUCAGAUGGCAAAACACGUGGGUCUGAUACCCUCAUUGGAUGGUGGAUUGUAUCAAGUCAGUGGAGACAAAGUUGAGCCCAUUCCUUUCACUGCUGACACACUCCUUGGUUCCUUCCUAAAGCUUCCUGAUGGUUCAAUUUUAGUUGGUGGGAAGGAAGCCACUUCAUGUGGACUUAAUCCCUAUUCUGGGAAGGUACAGUAUGUCUGUUCAGCUGAUGGCUGUCAGUUAAAGGAGUCUGAUGAGCAGCAUGUCCACGGCAAGGAUGUUCUUGUACUUAAAAGAACACAGCAGACAAUCCGUGCUGUUGAUCAGAGAACAGGCAUUGAAAGAUGGAACUUUUCUGUUGGACAACAUGAUGUAAGCUUCUUGGAAGCUGUUUUAAAUGAAGAAGAUGAUGCUCACUGCUCUGCUGAGGAUGCUGAAGUGUUUACAGAAUGGAAUCUGCGUGUGUCCAUUCCCAAUGGACUUGUAGCAGCAGUAAACACUCUUGAUGCAACAGAGACUGAAGUAGUGUUAUGGAGUCACCAGUUUGAUUCCCCUAUAGCAGCAGUAUGGAGGCUGAAUGGGGGUUUUGUACAACCAGUAAAAUUAUUCACAAAAGAAGUUACACCAGAAUUGGCUCACUCAUCUGACCAAGUGGCAUUUCCACAGGGACCAGUGAUGUAUAUAGGAAAACAUGAAGGUCAAGUUUACAUUCAGACAUCAGAGCCAUUUAAUCCAGCUCAGGAAAACGUAGUGGCUAGAAUUGAUGAUGUUAGUGGCAAAGCAGUGGCACAAAGAUUCAGGAAGGUUACAUGGAGGCCAUAUUUGACAAGUUCACCAUCACGUACACCAACUGUGGUUACAAAGGAGUUAGCUGUGUGGAAUCCUCUGGAAUAUCCAUUUGAUAAUGGCUAUUACUUGUUGGGUGAAGUGAUGCCUGUGGUUCCUCAACAUACCCAGGAUAAGCAACUUCUUCCAGUAGACUCUGAGGAUGUUUUCAACAGAAAAUCCAAGAACUCUUCUGAAAAAGCAUUGAAUCGUAAUGAUCUCUCAGGAUGGUGGUAUGGUGCCCUGUUUGUAACAGCUGUUGUUGCUGUCAUGGUCCAGUUUUUUUUGCACUUCUUUCCUGGAUCCAACAAGAGAAACCCUGAAGCAAUAACUCAGGACCAGAAGUUGUCUUCUGCUACAUUAACAUCAUCCCCACAUUCUUCUACAGCAUCAAUGGAGACUAUCAAGGAACCAUCAACUCCAACCACACCAGAUUCUUUAUCACAGACAAACUCUUUUGUCUCAAGAUAUGUAACUGAUUUUGAUCAUGAACUGUGCCUUGGCAAGGGAGGCUUUGGCCUUGUGUUUCAAGCGAAGAAUAAAAUGGAUGAAUGCAAUUAUGCUGUCAAGAGGAUAAGUUUACCAAACUGUGAUGCAGCAAGGGAAAAAGUGAAACGGGAAGUGAAAGCCUUGGCAAAACUUGAACAUCCUAGCAUAGUGCGAUAUUACAACUCAUGGUUUGAAGAACCACCUGUUGGCUGGCAGGAUGAUUUUGAUGCACAAAUGUUGGCAGAAGGGGAAUUCAGUGAAUUGCCAUCAGAAGCACCUUCAAUUGGUUCAGGGAUUGCAAUGCAUGCAUUACCAAAUGAUGCCUUGUACUUGCAAAAUGGCAUAAGUGAAGAAAAGAAGGCUAGAAGAAGGAAGAAAACAAAUUCCUGCAGCCGAUCCAGGCAUUCAUCUUAUCACUCUAAUCCAGAUGAGGACAAUGGAAAAAUUAAUAAGGAGAUCAUUGAUAUCCAUCAGUUAGAGAAUGAAGCAUUUCUAGAUAGAAAUGAAAUCAGUGAUUCUUUUAGUAUAGAAUUUGCUUCAUCAAGUAACAAAGAACUGACAGUACCCAAAAAUGGAUUUUACCACAAUGCCUUGGAGGAAAGUUCAUCACAUGGCAUCAUCUUCAGACAUUCAGACUCUGGCUUGAGUCAAAACAAGGAUGUUAACAUAGGCAACAUUGGAUCAUUGUCAUCAUCUGAUAGCACACAGGAUUCCAUGUCCAAGGAAACAAGCUCCUCAGAAGAACUCUGGUUAACCUCUUCACAUCACUCCUUACUUUCCAGAGAGAAGCAUAACUGUCAGGAUGAGCAAUGCAAUGCUGAUAAGCUGUCAGCACCAUUGUACCUAUAUAUCCAGAUGCAGCUUUGUCAGCAAGAAAGCUUGAAAGACUGGCUCAAAGCUAAUCAUGAAAGGGACCACGGAUACUGCCUGAAUGUCUUUGAAGAGAUCCUAGGUGCUGUUGAGCACUUUCAUGGAAAAGGACUUAUGCACAGAGAUUUAAAGCCAUCUAAUAUCUUCUUUUCACUGGAUGGCUCAGUGAAAGUCGGUGAUUUUGGAUUAGUGACAGCCCACACAUCAGAAAACAACCUGGACACACCCAUUAAAGAUUCUCUAAUGGAUGACACAAAUCAUACAAGCCAAGUUGGCACACAGUUGUAUAUGAGCCCAGAACAGAUGGAGGGAAAGGCAUAUUCCCACAAGGUAGACAUCUUUUCCCUUGGACUCAUAUUUUUUGAGUUGUUUUGUCCAUUUGGUACUCAAAUGGAAAGAAUAAAGGUUAUGUGUGGUGUUAAACAGAGGGUGAUCCCAGGUGACUUUAAAAAAAAGAUGCCACUACAGUCAGAAUUGGUGCAGUGGUUGUUAUCUGCAACACCGAAAGCAAGACCAAAUGCUACAGAAGUCAAGAACAGUAGUAUUCUGAGGAGGAUAAGACAACAGGUUUCAGAAAGCCCCAAUAGUUAACAAGAAAAAGGUUACAAUUCACUUUCAAUUUCAAAGGCUGUGCAAAAUUACUGGAUAUCAAUUUUCAUUAACAUGGGGAAACUAAGGGAGAUAAAUCCUGAGGGAAAAUAACUGUCAUUGGUCUUUGCACCAUUGUGACAUGUUCAUGCAGUGGAAUUAUGAAAAUUGUGCACAUUUUGUUUGAAUAUUUCCUUAUUUCUAAGUAAGUAGAAUCCCAUUUAAUUGGCAGUUCAUCCUAAAAUGAUGUAUUUUUUAAGGGAAAAUUUUUAUAUUUUGAAACAAAAAAUAUGUAUUGUUUAGACAGAAAUGUACAUAAGGCUUGUUAUUUAUUAGAAAUUAGAUAAACAGACAAAAAUCCUUGCAUUUUUUU
Pocillopora verrucosa is the source of this 3515-nucleotide messenger RNA. Its product is annotated as eukaryotic translation initiation factor 2-alpha kinase 3-like. Lineage: Eukaryota; Metazoa; Cnidaria; Anthozoa; Scleractinia; Pocilloporidae. Gene Ontology annotation, cellular component: cytoplasm; nucleus. Gene Ontology annotation, molecular function: ATP binding; eukaryotic translation initiation factor 2alpha kinase activity; protein binding. Gene Ontology annotation, biological process: protein phosphorylation. The record is from RefSeq and is a predicted model, not a curated record.